Molecule: messenger RNA, 1440 nt
Organism: Rhizophagus irregularis DAOM 181602=DAOM 197198
Lineage: Eukaryota; Fungi; Glomeromycota; Glomeromycetes; Glomerales; Glomeraceae
Biological process (GO): protein phosphorylation; signal transduction
Cellular component (GO): cytoplasm
Molecular function (GO): protein kinase activity; ATP binding
Source: RefSeq, a predicted model, not a curated record
AUGAAUACGAGUGGAACUAAUCCUAAAACAAAAGCUAGAGAUUUAUGGAUUAAAAAUGCUAAUAAUAAAUAUCAGCUUAAUGUUAUAAUUUCUCCAUUAGAAGGUAUUAAUGAAACAGGUAGUAAGAUAAUUCUCAUGGAAGAUUUAGAAAAAAGAAAAAAAAUUUAUGGAAUUUGUGGAGAAUGUAAUGAACCGGGAACAGGAAGGCGUUGGUGUCAAUCUUGUAAUUCUAAAAGAUUCAAAGAAAACUUUAAAAAUUGGACUAGUGGAAACAAAAAUAUUGAUGAAUUAAUACAACAAUCACAACUUAAUGCUGUACAUUAUAAAAAAUGUCUUGAAUGGAUACCUUAUGAAAAAUUUGAAGAUAUCACUUACAUUACCAGAGGUGGAUUUGGGAAAAUUUAUUCUGCUAACUGGCCUGAAGGAUUUAUUAGAUUUUGGGAUAUUGAAAAUCAAAAAUGGGAUAGAUGUCCAAAUGUUAAAGUCGCGUUAAAAUGUUUGGAUAAUUCUUCUAACUUAAGUAAAGUGUUUUUAAAUGAGAUCAAAUCUCAUCUUCAGAUUUAUAUUUUUGAUAUUAUUCAAUGUUAUGGGAUAACUCAAGAUCCAACUACUAAAGAUUAUAUGAUGGUUUUGUUUUAUUGUGCAAAUGGAAAUUUGAGACAGCAUUUAAUUAAUAGACAUAAACCUAUUAAUUAUAAUUCAAAAAUUGAGAAUUUAACAGAAAUUGCGAGUGGACUUCUAAAUAUUCACAAUUCUGGAAGAAUUCAUAAAGAUUUUCAUUCAGGCAAUAUAUUAUAUGGUGAAUUUGGUCGUCCACACAUUAGUGAUUUAGGAAUGUGUCAACCGGCAAAUCAUGAUAACGAAUCAGGUAAUGAAGGAACUUAUGGUGUGAUACCUUAUAUGGCACCAGAAGUUUUACGUGGACAUCCAUAUGAAAAAGCAUCAGACAUUUAUUCAUUUGGAAUUGUAAUGAAUGAACUUAUGUCAGAAGUAAUUCCCUAUAAUGAGGAACCUCAUGAUCAUAUUUUGGCCAUUAAAAUAUGUAAAGGACAUAGGCCAAAAAUUUCUGAAGGUACUCCAAAAUUAAUUGCAGAUUUGAUUACUAAGUGUUGGGAUGCUAACCCUAAAAAUAGACCAACCGCAAACGAGUUAUAUCAACAAUUAAAAAAAUGGAAAAUUGAGAUGUAUAAUAAUAACAGUGAAAUUAAAUCUCAAAUAAAAAAAUGCAAUAAGAAUAAAUUAAAAAACAAACCUAGAAGUCAAUCACAUCCGCAAGCAAUUUAUAUUAGUAGACAAAUAAGUUUCAAAAAUCUUCCAGAACCAACAAAUUCAACUAAUUCACAUUCAGAUGAUAACACUCCUUCACCAUUAUCAAAUCUAAUUUCUGAAUGUAUGGAUUGUCAAUUAAGUGAAUUAGAUCUUAAUGAAGACGAUGAAUGA